ACGCGGCGCUACUCGUCGGUGCCCGACUGCGAGGCGAGCACGUUUUUCCGGCGAGAAACGACACUGACGAAGCGUUCGGCUGGUUCUGUACGAACACGUGCCUCUGAAUCGCGGCGGCUGCUCGAAUUUUCGCGGAUUUCUGACGAAUUCUGAGUGAAAUGUAACGUGGUGACAAGACUGAAGUUUCGUUUCAAUCCUCGUUUCCAACUUUUAAUAGGUGACGAUGUCUUCGCGAAAAGACGAACCCCCAACAACAGAAGCCACUGAAAUGGACCUUUUGAACCCCAGGGAUGUCAAGGAUAAACAGACACGAUUCCAGGUGAACCGUGUUAAAGGAGACAGCGAUGGAGUAGUAGUAGACAUGAGGCUCGAUGAUGACGAAAACGGUGAAACUGGUGCAACAGACGACGAAGAUGACGUACAUUCUGCUACCGAUAGGACUAGGCUUAAUACAGAAUAUGCAAAAAGUUUUAGACACCUGACCAGAGAGGCAUUACCAAGACUGGACAACUACAGGAACAUAAUGUCGAUACAAGCAGCAAAUCGUCCAACGCUGGAUGAACUGCACAACGCAACGUUACCGACAAAGACUGCCCCGCCGACAUCGCCGACCGCCAAUGGGAAAGCGGGCAACGAACCGGACGGACAAAUUAAAUUCGGAUGGAUCCAAGGCGUGCUGGUAAGAUGCCUGCUCAACAUAUGGGGCGUUAUGCUCUUCCUAAGGCUCACGUGGGUCGUAGCACAAGCUGGCAUAGGACAAUCAAUUUUACUGAUAUUGACAACGACAGUGGUGACGACAAUCACAUCUUUAUCGAUGUCUGCCAUCAGCACGAAUGGCGUCAUCAAAGGAGGUGGAACCUACUACAUGAUAUCCCGCAGCUUGGGCCCCGAAUUCGGCGGUUCUAUAGGUUUGAUUUUCUCCUUGGCGAACGCAGUGGCGUGCGCGAUGUACGUCGUAGGAUUCGGGGAGUCCCUCGAGGAUCUGUUGCUGGCCUACGGUAUGCCGCAGAUGGUCAGCAAAGUCAGCGAUAUUCGGAUCAUCGGAUGCAUCACUAUUGUGAUACUGACCGUAAUCGUUGUCGUUGGAAUGGAAUGGGAAGCUAAGGCACAACUAGGUCUGUUGGUAAUCUUGUUGACAGCUAUAUUGGAUUUUUUCAUUGGCAGUUUUAUCGGACCUAUGAGCGAUGACGACAUAGCGAAGGGAUUUGUGGGUUUCAAUGCGUCGGUUGGCUAUCAAAAUACGUUUCCUGACUAUAGAAAAUUCGACGGAACGCAACACGACUUCUUCAGCGUCUUCGCCAUAUUUUUCCCGGCGGCUACAGGAAUUUUGGCGGGGGCGAAUAUUUCCGGGGAUCUAAAGGAUCCCCAAAAGGCGAUUCCCAAAGGAACGAUCCUUGCGAUUCUGAUAACUUCGGCGUCGUACAUUUUGAUGGCUGUCGUAGCGGGUUGUACGGUGCUGAGAGACGCCACGGGAAACGUCAGCGAAUACAUCAACGUUUCUGCCGAAAAUUGGCCGGUUUGCCAAGCGGGAGAGUGCAAAUACGGCUUGCAUAAUAAUUUUCAGGUGGUGGAGUUGGUGUCAUGGGUGGGGCCAAUAAUUUAUGCAGGAUGCUUUGCAGCGACUUUAUCUUCCGCGUUGGCUUCACUAGUGUCAGCUCCGAAGGUUUUUCAGGCCUUGUGCAGAGACAAACUGUACCCGAAGAUCGAAUGGUUCGCGAAAGGUUACGGAAAAAACAACGAACCGCUCAGGGGAUACGUGUUGACUUUUAUUAUCGCUGUCGCCUUCAUUUUGAUAGGUGAAUUGAACGUGAUUGCCCCUCUGAUCUCAAACUUCUUCCUUGCCGCUUAUACGUUGAUCAACUUUUCGACAUUCCACGCCUCGCUUGCAAAACCAGUCGGUUGGAGGCCAACAUUUAAGUAUUAUAACAUGUGGUUGAGUUUAUUGGGCGCAGUACUGUGCGUGUUGGUGAUGUUCUUGAUAUCCUGGGUGACAGCUUUGUUGACGUUCGCUAUGGUAUUAGCCCUGUAUCUCAUCGUCGCUUACAGAAAACCAAACGUAAACUGGGGAUCGACAACGCAAGCUCAAAUCUACAAAAACGCUCUGCAGGCCGUGCAUCAAUUGAACAACGUAGAAGAGCAUGUGAAGAAUUACAGGCCUCAAAUUUUGGUAUUAUCCGGCAUGCCGAGCGCUAGACCUGCUUUAGUAGAUUUUGCCCACUUGUUGACCAAGAAUCUUUCCAUGCUGGUUUGUGGACACAUCAACAUGAGCCCACUUCCGCAGAGAGUUCGUAACGUGCUCAACUACAAAGCAAACAGUUGGUUGAGAGCUCACAAACUGAAAGCAUUCUAUAUGCAAGUAGAUGGACUAUCUUUUGAGGAUGGAUGCAAAGCUUUGCAGAAGGCUUGCGGCAUAGGCAAGCUUAGACCGAACAUUUUGCUGAUGGGGUACAAGGCAGACUGGCAAUUCUGCCCUCGAGAGGAUCUGAAUCAGUAUUUCGAAGUUGUGCACAACGCUUUCGACCUACACAUGGCUGCUGGAAUCAUAAGGAUACAAAACGGAUUCGACUUGAGCAUAUCGAUAGAGGAUGACAAUAAGAGCAACAAAAACAGUCCAGAGUAUGGGAUGCCCAGGAAUCGGUCAUACAGUCAGAUGUCGCAGGCAAGUAGUAGCAGUGACAGAUCACUAACCACGAACAAGGAAGCGGUGAGCAUAGCACCGAACGCGGAUGAGUCGAUGAAGAAGGCGAAAUCGGUCACAGAAUCAAUGGGCGACAUUGGAGACGAUCAAAUCGAUAAUAAGGAUAUCUCGCCGUCGGAAAUUUUCUUUUUCCAAAAGAAACAGAGGCGGAACGGUACGAUCGACGUUUGGUGGCUAUACGAUGAUGGAGGUUUGACCCUGCUGCUUCCGUACAUAGUGAGCACCCGCAGAAACUGGAGCAGUUGCAAGCUACGCGUGUUCGCGUUGGCCAACAAACGGGACGAACUUGAAUUGGAACACAGGAACAUGGCCAGUUUAUUGGCCAAGUUUAGGAUCGACUACACGGACCUGCAAGUCAUUCCCGAUAUCACGGCCAAACCUCAAGAGUCGACGCAACGGUUUUUCGAAUCGCUUAUUUCCGAUUUUCGAUCGAAUAAGGAUGAGAAGAGCGAAGAUGGAGAGUCUAUCUCGAACUCGGAGCUGCUAGCCGUCCAGGACAAGACCAACCGCCAUUUGCGACUGCGUGAGCUGCUGCUUCAACAUUCCAGCGAGGCAAACCUGGUGGUGGUUACCCUACCCAUUCCAAGGAAAAACAUCAUCUCCGCGCCACUGUACAUGGCUUGGCUGGAGAUGCUCACCAAGGAUAUGCCGCCCAUUCUACUGGUCAGAGGAAAUCAAUCUUCAGUAUUAACUUUUUACUCUUAAUUUUUAGGAUAUGUUGUUUUAUAAUAUUGUGCCUUUCCUCAGGAGAUCAGUAUUUAUACUAUACUGUUUGUUUAUUCCCUCGAAUUUUUAUCAAAACAACUGGAGUAUUAUAAUAAUCUCUUACCAAGCACCAAGCUCGUUUUAUGCCACAAUGUCUCACUUAAGUUUGUUUAAACAAAAAUUGUAUCGGUGCAACGUAAACAGAUUUACAACCGACGCGCUACUAAAUUUUUCUAGAAGGCGCCUAGAAAAUCGAGUGGCCCAAAGCCGCCUAUGAUUUUCCUGAAAAAUGUAAAUGUUCAAAUUCAAAUGAAGGCAGAUUGACAGCUGACAAUUUGUCGUUUGCCUGAACAACGUUGCCAGGUGCUCUGUUGUAAUAGUAAAGUGCGCAGAGUACCUUCCAUAUUGCAGGUUGGUGUGCUAGUCCCAUUUUACCCAAAAAACAUGAAAGCGAAUCGUUCUUAGUUUUUAGUAACCCUCACAAUUUAAACGUAAACGCACGAACUUUAUUCAUUUUAAUAUUCGAUUUAUACGUGUACCUAUAUAAAAAUGUUACAUUUUAGUACAAAGCCUAUUGAUUAACGAUUAAAUCGCACUUGCAUCCAGAGUUUAUAUGUUUUACUUAUAUGAAGUUGUUACUUAAGCUAAUGUACCUAUUCGUAUUUUUGUACUAUUUUACAAAUAUAUAUUGUAUUUAUUGAA
Molecule: messenger RNA, 4105 nt
Organism: Acanthoscelides obtectus
Lineage: Eukaryota; Metazoa; Arthropoda; Insecta; Coleoptera; Chrysomelidae
Source: the annotation of a GenBank genome assembly